GCAUGUCAUAUGUAGAGGAAAUCUUGUUGGAAACAAAUCUGCAUAGUGCAAAAGUAUAUUUUAUAUUGGAUUGCCUUAACAUGGUUUUGACAAAAAAUUACUUUGCCUUUGAGGAUGCCUUUUAUUGGCAAACACAAGGCACCUCGAUGGGUGCUGCGGUUGCGCCAUCGUAUGCAAACAUUUUUGUAAACUGCUUGGAAAAAAAGUUGUUUUUGGAAAAAGAACCUUAUUGCAGAUAUAUUUUGAAAUAUUUCCGUUUUGUGGAUGACAUCCUACUUAUUUGGACAGGCUCUAAGGCAGACCUUAUAAGUAUGAUACAAGAGGCUAAUUUGAGUCACAAUACCAUAAAAUUUACCCAUGAGUGCUCAGAAGUUGAACUCAACUUUUUGGAUGUUACAAUAACUAUUAAUAAUGGUGUGAUACAAACUAGCCUCUAUAGAAAAUCAGUUGAUAAAAAAAAUUUGUUACACGUUAAAAGCUUUCAUAACCCCAAAGUGAAAAGAGCAAUACCAAAGGGUCAAUUUAUGAGGGCAAAAAGGAUUUCUUCAAGUAUAGAGGGAUAUGUGGAAGCUUCGAACACCUUGACUGGCCGCUUCCUGGAGAAGGGAUAUAGAUCAGAAUGUAUAAAAAAGGCCAUUAAAGAGGUUGAACCUAUGUCAAGGGACAGCUUAUUGACUACAAAACAAAAUAAUAAAGUUGAACAGAGAAUAGCAUUCGUGUCCACAUAUAGCCAAAAUAGUGAUAGGCUUGAAAAGGUGAUCAGAAAGUAUUGGCCACUAAUACAAUCAGACCGACAAUAUGGUCGGCUUUUUGCAGAUUUGCCUCUUUUUUGCUACAAACGUGGUCGUACCCUUAAAGAUCUAUUAUGCCCCUCAGACACCAGACCCAAAAAGACCAAAUUUCUUGGUAAACCAAGAUUUGGUACAUACCCAUGUCUAGGAUGUAAUUGUUGCUCUUCAAUAAUUAAGGGCAACAAGAUUAAUCAUCCAACAAAGGGAUAUGAAAUAAAUAUAAAAUGUCACACCACAUGUAAUUCUACAUUUGUAGUGUACUUGUUAAAAUGUCCGUGUGGCAUGGGGUAUGUCGGUCAAACGAAAAGAGAAGUGAAAAAGAGGAUUCAGGAACAUAGAGGUUAUAUUAGGAACUUUAAAACAGGUACACAAACAGAUACGCAGGUUUCUAGACAUUUUUUUGAAUGUAAUCAUAACCCAAUGCAACUUAGAUGGUGUGUACUAGAUGAGAUUGGGAUGGAUAUCAGAGGUGGAGAUAGACAGAAGAAAUUACUUCAAGCAGAAGGGAAGUGGAUUAGAAGGCUGAAUACAUUAACCCCUAAUGGGCUAAAUGAUAUUUAGAGUUUGAAACCAUUUUUAUAAUCUUUUCAUACCUUUCUUUCUUCUUUGAAUUUGCAGGCCCUGAAUUUUCAUCAGCAUAGAUGAGUAAAGUUAUGUGCACUUUCAGAAUACCGAAAAAUAUUAAGCACUAUGUUAUGGACAAUAUGGAUUUUUCAUUCACUUGAUGUCAAAUAUGGUUUCAAUGGUUAAAUGUCGUUUUGUAGCUUUUUAUUAUUAACUUAUGACACGCCUGUGGGCUAAUUAAUCACUUUAUGGGAGGGCUUAUAUAAGCCUGAUUUGUUCUGUAUUAGUUACACUUGAUAAAGGAUCAACAUGGAUCCGAAACAUGUCGUGUAAUAGCCUGAAUAAACACAUCACAGCAUAAAUUGCUAUCUAUGAGUGCUCUCCUCAUUCUUGGAAAUUUUGAAGAAAAUUAUGAAGAAGUAGGAAAACAGAUUAAAUCUCCAAUUCUGGAAACAAACUAGCAAGAACCAGUAAACCAAAUGCUUUGUAUGUAUGAAGGUUAAUAAUAUUUACAAGUAUAUAAACACUGAAAUAUCCAGCAAGUCUUGGCAUGCUUAUAUAUAUUUUGCAAUAUAGCAUAUUUAAUGUGCAAUAUAUUUUUGUGUAUUAGGAGCAAAUUGGCUUGUAUUGGUAGCUGCAGGAUUUUAAUAUUUAAAAUAAAGCUUUAUAAAUUUCACUUUGAAAACUUUAGCAGAUUAUAGUUUGGGAGGUUUAUUUGGAUGCCUUAACAGUUUUUACAAAAUUCCACAGUGAAAAAAACCUGUUGGGAUACAUGGUUAUGAAUUUGCAUAGCCUUUGCAAUGCCAGGCCAAAAUCACGUAGUGCCAAGAUAGCUGGCAUCUUGAAAUGGGUUGCUAAAAAUAAACUGUGCAUAAAUAUGUCCCUGGCAGGGUCCCUGUCUAAUUUCCUGGGGAUAGCAGAGAUCUAACACACUGAAAGGGAAUUUGUCAGCACCUGAUUUAGCUUCUGCCAGUCAUAGAUAUUUUAUACCAUAGACAAUAGCAGUUGAAUAUUGAUACAUACCCAUGCAUUAGUUAACUUUUUUUGCUCUAA
Xenopus laevis (African clawed frog) is the source of this 2408-nucleotide messenger RNA. RefSeq lists its product as uncharacterized. The transcript has 2 exons. Lineage: Eukaryota; Metazoa; Chordata; Amphibia; Anura; Pipidae. The record is from RefSeq and is a predicted model, not a curated record. The coding region runs from base 3 to 1352 and encodes 449 amino acids.